Drosophila kikkawai is the source of this 1860-nucleotide messenger RNA. It is a transcript of the gene Balat, whose product is annotated as Beta-alanine transporter. NCBI's taxonomy places the organism in Eukaryota, Metazoa, Arthropoda, Insecta, Diptera, Drosophilidae. Gene Ontology annotation, cellular component: membrane. Gene Ontology annotation, biological process: transmembrane transport. The record is from RefSeq and is a predicted model, not a curated record. Gene Ontology annotation, molecular function: transmembrane transporter activity.
UGAUCGUCAGUUGUGCGAAUCUCUAACUGGCGGGCGGACAUGGAUUUUGACGAGGUGCUACGGGAGGUGGGCUCCUUUGGCCUCUAUCAGAAGUUUAUCAUCUGUUCUGUUCUACUGCCGGCAGCCCUGCCCUGUGCCUUUCACGCCUAUAGCCAGUUAUUCAUAGCUGCCACGCCGCAGCACUGGUGUCGGGUUCCCGAGCUGGAGCCCUGGAACCAGGAUUAUGUCCAGCUGGUGAAGAAUCUCAGCAUUCCGCGCAAUCGUCACGGCGGCUUUGCCGAAUGCUCCAUGUAUGCGAGGAACUACAGCGAUAUUGUGCGCUUUCUGGAGUAUCGUCCGCCACCGGACUUGAUGCGACAGCAGGCCGAGGACCUGCUGAGGCAUCAGCCAGACCCGGCGCGUGUGGUGCCCUGCCAGCAUGGCUGGCACUACGACCGGUCAAUAUAUUCCAGUACUGUGGUGCAGGAGUGGAACCUGGUGUGCGACCGCAGUUUCCUAGUCACCCUGGCUCUGGUUGUGUUCGGUGUGGGCGGCCUCUUGGGCAACUAUGUGUUCGGUUAUCUGGUGGAUCUGUGGGGCAGACGUCCCUCCUUUUACGCCUAUCUGCUUCUAGAGAUCACUGCCUGUGCGGCGAGUGCCUUCGCCUGGAACUAUUACACCUGGCUCGGCCUGCGGUUUGUGGUGGGCCUGACGGUACCCGCGAUCCUGGCCAGUCCCUAUGUCCUGGCCAUCGAGCUGGUGGGUCCAGAGAGAAGGGUCUUUUGCACGAUCGUCUCGAAUAUCGCCUAUUCCCUUGGCUUGGUGGUGUUGGCCGGUGUUAUCUACGUCGUCCGGGACUGGAGGGAGCUCAGCUUGGCGGUGUCCAUGCCCCUGUUGAUGCUCUUCUCUUGUUUUUUUCUUCUGCCGGAAUCGCCGCGAUGGCUGAUGGCGGUAGGGAAGACUAGGAGGGCCAUGAAAAUCCUCAAGGUAAUGGCCAGAGUGAAUGGCGUUCGGGUGAACCGUGACUUCGUGGAGCGACUGCAGCGAAAGUUGGCCACCACCAGGGCAGCCGAGACGGAGUCAGCGUCCAGUGUACACUACGGCAUCCUGGACUUGUUCCGCGGACCCAAUAUGCGCCGGAAGACCCUCAUCAUCACUCUUAUUUGGUUUGCCAACACCAGUGUCUAUGUGGGAUUGAGCUACUAUGCUCCCGCCCUCGGUGGCGAUGAGAUCUGGAACUUCUUUCUGGCCGGGGCGGUGGAGCUGCCCACGUAUUUGCUCCUGUGGCCGGGACUGAGCUACUUUGGCCGCCGCUGGAUACUCUUCAUCUCGAUGCUCGUGGGCGGAGUGGCCUGUGUGGCCACCUUCCUCUAUCCAAGCAUCACCCUGCUGCUGUACUGUGUGGGCAAGAUGGGCAUCAGCUCGUCCUUUGUGGUCCUGCCGCUGCUGGCAUCAGAGCUCUAUCCGACAGUGGUGCGGGGCCUGGGCAUGAGCUUCAGCUCCGUGGUGGCAAUGGUGGGACCUAUAGUGAUUCCCAUGAUUAACCAUAUGGGCCAACAAAUGCUUGUGCUGCCUCUGAUCGUGAUGGGGGCCUUGCUGAUCCUGGGAGGAUUCGCCAGUCUUCUGCUGCCGGAGACCCGCAACCGGAACCUGCCGCAGACUUUGGACGAGGGCGAGGCGGUGCCUCUAAGCUUCCUGCUCUGCUGCUGCGUGGAAAGCGAGCGAAGGCAAAAGACACCACAGAUCCGGGUGAAUCCCCAGAAAAAAACCAUUCCAGAGACGGGAGCACAGGUGUUUCAUCGAGUGGACACUCCAAUCUCUAAUCGUGUCGCCUGUAAGGUGGUUUGUAGCAUAUGUAAAAAGGAAAUUCCUACGCUCUAG